Molecule: messenger RNA, 2141 nt
Organism: Thamnophis elegans (Western terrestrial garter snake)
Lineage: Eukaryota; Metazoa; Chordata; Lepidosauria; Squamata; Natricidae
Gene: BMP3
Product: bone morphogenetic protein 3
Exons: 4
Coding region: 135-1574 (479 amino acids)
Biological process (GO): osteoblast differentiation; SMAD protein signal transduction; BMP signaling pathway
Cellular component (GO): extracellular region
Molecular function (GO): cytokine activity; growth factor activity
Source: RefSeq, a predicted model, not a curated record
CCACCCAACCCACUCGAGGCCGUGGCAGCUCGCUCAGCUCCCGCGCGCUCCGGACUCGGGCGGGCGGCUUGAGGAGCGAGCGAGCGAGAGUCCUGCCUCCUCCUCCUCCGGCAUCCCAAGGCAGCGGGGGAGGCAUGGCGGGCUCUCCGCGCGCGCUGCCGUGGUGGUUUUGCCUCUGGUUCAGCUGCUGCUGGUUCAGCCUGGUGGCCGAAGGCUCCGGGCUCGCCCAAGGGCGCGUCAGAGGAGGUGGACGAGGCGGCGGCGACGGGCGCAGGAGCCGGGCGGCCGAAGCUGAGGCGUUCGGGCAGCCUCCCCCGCCGGGCGUCCCCGCCGGAGACAAAGUGUCGGAACACAUGCUCCGCCUUUACGUCCGCUACAGCGGCCGGAGUCGGGAUUCGGAGGCGGUCGGGACGUCCCGGCUGCUUCACCCGCGAGAAGGCAACACGGUGAGGAGCUUCCGAGCGCUGCCGGCAGGUGAGAACAAAUCCUGUGUGUACCUCUUUAAUCUCACCUCCCUCACGAAGUCUGAAAAUAUCUUGUCGGCCCUGUUGCAUUACUACGUUGGAGACCUCCAGAACAGCAGCGUUAACUGCCCUCAACCCAACAGCUGUCCUCCUCUGGCCCCCAGAAAAUCGGACCUACAGAUCAAGCUUUUGCUGUUGAGUUCCCCGUCCUCAGCAAACCAAUCGCGGGCCCUGGGGCGUUACUUGGUCAACAUCUCCGCCGCUUUGCAGGGCGACCAUUUGUGGCAAUGCAAGAACGUCACUCAGGACUUGAGGCGGGCGAAGGAGCACAACCACCUCAUGAUCGGGGUCCAGAUGGCCUCCCUUGGCCAACCUCCAUGGAAGAGCCUGCAUCUCAGCUACGAGCCGUACAUCCUGGUCUACGCCAACGACUCCGCCAUUGCGGAGCCGGAGAGCGUGGUUUCUAGCCUGCAGGGCCAUUGGAGUCCACCGCCUGGGGCUUUCCCCAAAUUGGAUAGCCGGUCGAUCAACGACCUCGGUGGGCAGCGGCCCAAGCGCUCCACCAGUUUCCUUCUGCCCUUGCAGAACAACGAGCUGCCGGGAGCCGAGUAUCAGUACAGCGAGGACGAAGGAUGGGAGGAGAGGAAGCACUACAAAACCCUGCAGCCGCGGCUGGCCGAAAGGUCGAAGGGUAAGAAGAAGCCCAGAAAACACAGCCACCAGAAGAGCCAGACGCUCCAGUUUGACGAGCAGACCCUGAAAAAGGCGAGGCGGAAGCAGUGGAAUGAACCCAGGUCUUGCUCGAGACGCUAUCUCAAAGUAGAUUUUGCAGAUAUAGGCUGGAGCGAAUGGAUCAUUUCUCCUAAAGCUUUUGAUGCUUAUUAUUGCUCAGGUGAAUGCCAGUUCCCUAUUCCAAAGGCCCUGAAGCCCUCCAACCACGCAACCAUUCAGAGCAUCGUGAGAGCCGUAGGGGUUGUCGCUGGGAUCCCGGAGCCUUGCUGUGUCCCGGACAAAAUGUCCUCCCUCAGCAUUUUAUUCUUCGAUGAAAACAAAAACGUGGUACUCAAAGUGUAUCCAAACAUGACAGUGGAAUCCUGUGCCUGCAGAUAACGUUCCUGCUUCCUCCUUCCUCCUCCCGGCUUCGUUGCUUCAUACACCUCUCCUCUUUCCCUUUACCAAAGCAUAUCGUUGCCCAGUUUUACGAACGGAGAAGUAAAGAAGAGCUGAGAAGGAACAUGGAAUCAGUUUCCCCAAGAGUGAUUUUCCUACUGUGAGCCUGGGGAAGGACAUUUGGAAAGCUCACCACACAGGGGUAAAUAAUGGAGGAGGUCUCCGUGAUGGUGGUGGUGGUGGAAAGAUAGGAAAAUGAAAACUGGAGAGAAUUCCAUCAGGAGCAGAAGAUGAGCAGGAAAACACGAUCUGAUGCUGUGUUUGAAGAGCGUUCAACUCAAGCUGCUGGUUUCUCCAAUCCAUUCUUCCAGAAUGUAACGGUGAAGGAGAUUUAAUAUACAUAUUGUGCUUUUGAAGCUAAGCUUUCUACUAUAGGUGAUAAAAAAGACUCCAAUCAUACCAUAAGCUAGUAAGAUCCUACUUCCCAUAUUUCAAAGAUUCAAAUAGUCUCUUUUUUUUAAUCUAACCUGUUGGUUUUCCUGGCAUAACAUCAGUGGUGAAAUUCAU